AGAGGAGGUUGGGGGGGGAGAUGAUGGGGGAGGGCCCCUGCGCGGAGUACGCAUGCGCGCGGCCUGUCCAAGGGCUCAGGAUCCGCCGCUGUUCUUCUGUUGGCGUCGCUUCUCUCGGUCGCUUAGGCUGCCUCCGCCCUCCGGCAUCCGCCGCUCUCAGAGGACAGGUUCUCCAGCGGACAGCGCCGCAGAUCGGUUGGGGCUUGCACGCACUAGUCCCAGUCUCUUCGAUUGAGGAUAGCAAAUAUUGAAGAUAGUCAACUGCAUUCCCUGGUUGGCUGAACUCAACUCCACAACAGCAGUAAGAAGAAAACUCACUUUCUUUUAUAAGGAGGCUUCCCACAGAAAUUUAAUUAACAACUAGAUGAAAAGAUUAAAGGAAACUGACUCAUUUCAAUAUAAACAUAGAUUUGGGAGACUCCAAGCAAGCAAAGAAACUGUGGCUGAAACUGAGAGAGCAGCAUUUGUAUAUGAAGCACAAGAGGGUGGUUAUGUAGAAUUUUAAUAAGAAACAUCAAUAUUUUAAAAAUUUAAAUAACCUCCUAUAUCACUUUUUGUAAGUUUGUAGCAAGUAUACUUUUUAAGUUAUUACAGCUAUGUCAUGAUUAAUGCAAGUUCAAAUAAUUCGAAAUUCAGCUUAGUGCAACCUAUAAAAUGAGAGCUAUUGAAGUUAAUGUGAGCCAAAAAUCAGUUGAUGCAUUGUAUGCUAGUUAAAGGUUUUAACUUAGAGAUAUGUCAUUCUGCUCUUGCCUAUCAUAGUUUGCUAAUGUAAUUUUUUUGCUGUGUACCAUAUUACCAACAGUUUCAUUCAUUUUUUUAAAAAGCCCAUAAGAAAAUGGACAAAAGGAAGAAGACUUCAGAUGGAAACACUGCCAGUGUGAAAAAAAAGAGGCUUGUUAUUACAUUAGAACAAAAAUGUGAUGUGAUCGAACGGCAUGAACGUGGUCAUAGUAACUCCAAAAUAGGGCGAGAUGUAGGAAUGCCAGAAUCUACAGUACGGAAUAUUAUAAAACAUGCAGGUGAAAUUAAAAAAAAAGGUAAAGUCGCAUCCACUUUUUGUGGUUUGCAAACAACUACAAGGAAUAGAAGCGUUACAAUGAUAGAAAUGGAACGUCUUUUAGCUGUGUGGAUUGAUGAUUGUAAUAAAAAAUGCAUUCCUCUUAGCAGAGCUGCUAUUCAGACAAAAGCCUCAAGUUUAUUUAAAGCAGUGAAAGAAAAUGGGAAUGAAGUAGAUAGUGAGGAAACUUUUUCUGCCAGUGGUGGUUGGUUUGAUCGCUUUAAAAAUCGAGUUCAUUUGCAUCAUGUUAAAAUUACUGGAGAGAUAGCCAGUGCAGACGAGAACAUGGCAGCCACCUAUCCUGAUGUUUUGAAGAAAAUAAUUGGAGAAGGUGGAUACUCUGAUCAGCCAAUUUUUAAUGUGGGUGGAACAGGCUUAUUCUGGAAAAAGAUUCCUUUCAGAACUUAUAUUUUUAAAAAAGAAAAAACUCAACCUGGAUUUAAAGUGUCUAACGAUCACCUGACAGUUUUUGAACAGCUCGAAUGUGGUCAUAGUAACUCUAAAAUAGGACAAGAUGUAGGAAUGCCUGAACCUACAGUACAGAAUAUUAUAAAACACACAAGUGAAAUACAAGAAAAAGGCAACGUUGCCUCAGCUUUUUGUGAUGCACAGACAACUACAAGGAAUAAAAGUGUUACGAUGAUAGAAAUGGAGCAUCCUUUAGCUUUAUGGAUUGAAGAUUGUAAUGAUAAACACAUUCCGCAUAGCAAAACAGCCAUACAACCGAAUGCUCCGAGUUUAUUUAAGGUAGAGAAAGAAAAUGGAAAUGAAAUAGAUAGUGAAGAAACUUUUACUGCAAACAGUGGUUGCCUUGAUCCCUUUAAAGAUCACGAUCAAUUACGUAAUGUUAAAAUUACCGAAAAGGCUGCUACUACAGAUGAGAAUAUGGCAGCUAAAUUUCCUGAUAUUUUAAAGAAAAUAAUUGAAGAAGGUGGAUACACUGAUCAACAGAUUUUCAAUGUGGAUGAAACAGGUUUAUUCUGGAAAAGGCUGCCUUCUAGAACUUACAUCUUUAAGAAAGAAAACACUCAACCUGGAUUUAAAGUGUCUAGGGAUCGCCUAACACUUUUACUAGGAGGUAAUGCAGAAGGGGAUUUUAAAUUAAAACCAAUGCUUGUUUACUGGUCCCGAAAUCCUCCUGCUCUUAGAGGCUACAACCAACAAUCACUUCCAGUUCUUUGGAGGUCAAAUAAGAAAGCAUGGGUAACUAAAGCUAUUUUUGAAGACUGGUUUUCAAGUUAUUUUAGCCCAGCUGUUGAAAAAUAUUGCAAGGACAGGAACAUUGCCUUUAAAGUAUUAUUGAUUUUAGAUAAUGCCUCUGGUCAUCCAACUACACUUGGUUCAUUGUGUGAGAAUAUAAAAGUAAUUUUUUUGCCACCAAACACAGCAUCUUUAUUGCAACCCAUGAACCAAGGAAAUGUUGCAAUAUUUAAGGCCUACUACCUAAGAAAAAUUUUUGAACAGGCAGAUGCAAAAACUACAGGUGAUGAGGCAAUGUCUUUAACUGACUUCUGGGGAAAUUAUAACAUCAGAGAUGCAAUUGAAAAUAUUCAUCAUGCUUGGCAACAAAUAACUACAAAUAACAUGCGUGAAGUAUGGAAGUGCAUUUUGCCACAUUGUGCAAAUAGUAAUUUUGAAGGUUUUCCCUCUCAAAGUCAGGCUAUUAUAGAAGAAAUAACAAACAUAGGAAGAAAGCUUGGUUUUGAUGAACUAGAAAGUGACAAUGUCCUAGAAUUGUUGGAAGCACAUUCAGAAGAAUUGACCGAUGAUGAUUUUCUUCAUUUAGAUCAACAACGAGUGUUUGAAGAUGUUGGCGAUGAUACUGAAGAAGCAGAUAAUAUGCAAAUGAAAGAGUUCACUCUCAAAGAAUUUGAAGAUAUCUUUCAAGCUUUAGAGGUUGUGAAACAAAAAAUUGUGGAUGCUGACCCUAAUGUUGAUCGAAGAAUACAGAUUCAUCAAGAUGUGGAUAAAGCUCUUUGUACCUACCAACGUAUGUAUGAAGAUUUAAAGAAAGAGAAGACAAUUCAGUCUACACUGCUAAAAUAUUUUAAACAAGAAUAACAGUGUUUUCAUCAUAUCAGUGUAGGCUUAUCUUUAGGUAAGAUAUUCAGUAAUUUAAUUUUUUUAUUAAUUUUGUUUUCUCUAGCUACAUUAUUACUUUGUAAUGAACCUGAAACAGAAGUACAUUUUUCUUAUCAUUUGUUGUUAUAUUAUGUUAAUAAACAGUAAAAAAAAACUCA
Molecule: messenger RNA, 3297 nt
Organism: Trichosurus vulpecula (common brushtail)
Lineage: Eukaryota; Metazoa; Chordata; Mammalia; Diprotodontia; Phalangeridae
Product: tigger transposable element-derived protein 1-like
Exons: 2
Coding region: 836-3118 (760 amino acids)
Cellular component (GO): nucleus
Molecular function (GO): DNA binding
Source: RefSeq, a predicted model, not a curated record